This is a messenger RNA of Prunus armeniaca (apricot), 351 nucleotides long. The record is from the annotation of a GenBank genome assembly. NCBI's taxonomy places the organism in Eukaryota, Viridiplantae, Streptophyta, Magnoliopsida, Rosales, Rosaceae.
AUGGUGGAGAAAUUUGUUGGUUAUGACUUUCAGACUUACUUCCAGACACAUGGCAUUAUUCAUGAGACAACUUGCCCCCAGACACCACAACAAAAUGGUGUUGUCAAACGGAAGAAUCGUCAUCUCCUUGAAAUAGCCCGUGCUCUUCUCAUUGGUGGCCAUGUUCCUUGUCAUCACUCGGAUGAUGUUGUCGUCAUUGCUAUCUACCUUAUCAAUCGCAUGCCUUCUGGGGUCUUGAAUUUCAAAUUCUCCAUUACAAAUGCUCACACAACACUAUCCUUUGCCCUCUGUUUUGGUGCUUACCCAUCGUAUUUUUGGUUGUAUGGCCUUCAUUCAUCUUCACAAAAAUAA